GUGAAAUCAGUAAAGAUACAGUGUAUUGAACUGAUGUUGAAGAACCCCUCCCUGCACCCAAAGUGUAUUUCAGAGUUAUUCCCAGAUAGCGAUGCCAAGAAACUAUUGGACGAUGUUAGGAAUAAGUUACUGAAGAAUGAUGCCACAGAACAAGGAGAUGACAGUUCUACAGACACGGAUAGUGAUGAAGCGGAUGACGUCGACAAUUCUCAAGAAAUCGUAAAAAAUUUACAGAGUCUGAAAGGUACCUCGAAGGAAUCUUCAGAAUCAGAGGAAGGAUCAGGAGGUGGUUCAAUCGAGGAAGAACAAGAAUCUGAAAACGAUGGAACUGAUGAUGAGUCUGACGAGAAUACGCCCUCGUCAGAGUUGAGGGGGUUCACGGCAAAGGAAAAAAACACAGAAUUGUUCGCCGAUGAAUCAGGUGAUGACGAUGCUCGAAGCGGAGAAGAAGAUGGUGAUGAUGAUGAUGAUGAUGAUGCUGACGAAAAGACAAAUACUGUCCAGAGUGAAAGCGAAGAGGAAGGGUCAACCUCAUUUGAAGACCUAAGUAAACCAGAGGAGAUUGGAAAUAUUGAAAACGAGGUUCUUAAAGGAAAUGAACAUCCUGUGCCCACGGACACGAAGAACAAUUUUUUCGCUAGCUUGAUUGAAACUGAUCACGAAUUAUUACAAAAAGAUCACGACAAGUUGAAUAAACUCUAUAAAAUGGUUAUUUCGCUAUUUGCUGACAAAAAUGACCAAUAUACAAUACAGAAAAGAAUAUACGAAGACUUUUCUAGCGAGGAGAAGACAUCGUACGAACUACCAAAAGAAGAAGAAGACGAAGACGAAGAUGGGAGUAGUGAUGACGACGAGAACGCAUCCUUAGACAAUCACAGUGAAGAAGACGAAGACGAAACGGUAGCCGGAGAAAUUAACAGCGAUGCAUCUGAGGAAACGUAUGGCAGACCCUCAAGCGAGGUGCAGGAGACUUCGGAUGAAGGAGAAAAAGAUGAAGACAACACAGAUGAUGAGGAAAAGAAUGAUGAUGGCGCUGAAGAUGAUAAUAAGGUUGAUGAAGUUAUUGAUGCUGAUGAUGAAGUUGAUAAUGAGGAUGAUAGUGAUGAUGUUGAUAAAGAAGAUACUGACAAUGAUGGUGAUGAGGUUGAUAAUGAAGAUGAUAGUGAUGAGGUUGAAAAUGAGGAUGAUGACGAUGAUAGUGAUGAGGUUGAUAAUGAUACUGACGAUAAUGAUGAAGAAGAAGAUUCGGAUGAAGGUGAUACAGAGGAUGGGGACCUGGCAAAGGAGUUGGCAAUGGUUGAUUUGAUCAAUGCAGAAAAGGCACUUGGCGAUUACAAAUCAGAAGAAAAUUCGAACGAAGCAAACGAGGUUCUUAAAGAUUAUGAUUCAACAGAAAAUAAUGUUUAUGAAUUGCAGAAGUUACCAGCUAAGUACAAAGAUGUGCUGAAAAAUGAACUUGAGGAAAACGCUGCUGCGAAGGCAUAAAGGGCACCUGGAAACCGUACUGGGCAGAUUGAGUGUAUACAUGAACUGUUUCCUGAUUCCCACCUGUAGUUAAUCGUGAAUAAGAAAUUAGAGAGUCUGUUUCGAGAUCUCCAUAAAAUUCUCAUAUGCAUAAGUUAGUUUCAGUAAGAAGCUUUGAAUAACAUGCACCAUUUAUGCAAAACAGUUCAUGAAUAUGCUAAUUUGUUGAGCCUGCCCGAUGAACAUGUUUUUGUUUGAUAGUUAUAUAACAGAAAGUGGGACCAAGAACCAAUAACAAAAAAAAGUGUGUCUACUUUUAGUAUUAGAGAAAGGGGAUGUAGCUGGCUUGUAUUUACAUUAUAUUACCCAGUAACAUUCUAUUAAGCCAAUAAGAUUCAUUCCAAAUAUAUUAUCCAUUGUCGUGUCUGCUUCAGUGUGGACUUUAAUGUGUGUCUAUGCAGAGGUGAGCUGGGACCAACGUGGAGAGCACAUUUACCAAUGUGGCUACCUGAAAGUGUAGUAUCUCUCAAUAAUUUUAGAUUUUUUGCAUUGUUUUUGUAAUUUUGUAUUUCAACGUGUUAAUUUAUUUAUUGUUAAAAAAAGGGAUAUCAAAUUAUAAGAAUAAGGCAGUAUUGCUGUUAUCGAUAUUAAAAAGGUUUUUGGUUAAUUAUUUAAAGAAAAUUAUCGAAACUAAUCUGAGGGAUGUCUGAAUGAAUGUAUAAAUACAAAAAAAUAUUGAAUAUUGAAUCUAUUCGGCACUAUCCUCAUGCAAUAAUUUCAUCCCAGUGUAAAAUACCGAAAUGUACUUAUAACUUUAUGUGUUCGUUCAAUUUUACUCUUCAAAACUAUCACUAUGGCAACGCGUUUCUAUGGAAACCAGAUUGCAAAUCCACUCUCUUCCUAAUCUGUUAUUGUGUAUAAUUUGGAGUGUGUUACCGUAAACAAUGCAUGCCCACUGUCCAUCUCUGUAAUAGUUUACUAUUAGUGUCAUGUGAUUGUGUCUAAUAAACUGUUUUCUAAAAAAAGAA
Saccoglossus kowalevskii is the source of this 2492-nucleotide messenger RNA. RefSeq lists its product as uncharacterized. Lineage: Eukaryota; Metazoa; Hemichordata; Enteropneusta; Harrimaniidae. The record is from RefSeq and is a predicted model, not a curated record.